GCUGUGGCUGGUGGGCGUGGCCUGCCUGGCGCCGAGGGCAGGUGGCUCAGCCAGUUCUGCCUCUGAUGCCUCAUUCCAGCCAUCCCUCUGCCUGCAAUGAGAGCUUCCCGCCGCCUCAGCCACAGUCCCACCCGGGGGCCUUGGGCCCCAGACAUGCGGUGAUCUCAGGGCAAGGGUUGCCACGACCACCCAGAACCUCACCAGCCAUGAAAGCCCACCCCAAGGAGAUGGUGCCUCUCAUGGGCAAGAGAGUUGCUGCCCCCAGUGGGAACCCUGCCGUCCUGCCAGAGAAGAGGCCGGCGGAGAUCACCCCCACAAAGAAGAGUGCACACUUCUUCCUGGAGAUAGAAGGGUUUGAGCCCAACCCCACAGUUGCCAAGACCUCUCCUCCUGUCUUCUCCAAGCCCAUGGAUUCCAACAUCCGGCAGUGCAUCUCUGGUAACUGUGAUGACAUGGACUCCCCCCAGUCUCCUCAGGAUGAUGUGACAGAGACCCCAUCCAAUCCCAACAGCCCCAGUGCACACCUGGCCAAGGAAGAGCAGAGGAGGAAAAAGAGGCGGCUGAAGAAGCGCAUCUUUGCAGCCGUGUCUGAGGGCUGCGUGGAGGAGUUGGUAGAGUUGCUGGUGGAGCUGCAGGAGCUUUGCAGGCGGCGCCAUGAUGAGGAUGUGCCUGACUUCCUCAUGCACAAGCUGACGGCCUCCGACACGGGGAAGACCUGCCUGAUGAAGGCCUUGUUAAACAUCAACCCCAACACCAAGGAGAUCGUGCGGAUCCUGCUUGCCUUUGCUGAAGAGAACAACAUCCUGGGCAGGUUCAUCAAUGCCGAGUACACAGAGGAGGCCUAUGAAGGGCAGACGGCGCUGAACAUCGCCAUCGAGCGGCGGCAGGGGGACAUCGCAGCCGUGCUCAUCGCCGCCGGCGCCGACGUCAACGCGCACGCCAAGGGGGCCUUCUUCAACCCCAAGUACCAACACGAAGGCUUCUACUUCGGUGAGACGCCCCUGGCCCUGGCAGCAUGCACCAACCAGCCCGAGAUUGUGCAGCUGCUGAUGGAGCACGAGCAGACGGACAUCACCUCGCAGGACUCACGAGGCAACAACAUCCUUCACGCCCUGGUGACCGUGGCCGAGGACUUCAAGACACAGAACGACUUUGUGAAGCGCAUGUACGACAUGAUCCUACUGCGGAGUGGCAACUGGGAGCUGGAGACCACUCGCAACAACGAUGGCCUCACGCCGCUGCAGCUGGCCGCCAAGAUGGGCAAGGCGGAGAUCCUGAAGUACAUCCUCAGUCGUGAGAUCAAGGAGAAGCGGCUCCGGAGCCUGUCCAGGAAGUUCACCGACUGGGCGUACGGACCCGUGUCGUCCUCCCUCUAUGACCUCACCAACGUGGACACCACCACGGACAACUCAGUGCUGGAAAUCACUGUCUACAACACCAACAUCGACAACCGGCACGAGAUGCUGACCCUGGAGCCGCUGCACACGCUGCUGCAUAUGAAGUGGAAGAAGUUUGCCAAGCACAUGUUCUUUCUGUCCUUCUGCUUUUAUUUCUUCUACAACAUCACCCUGACCCUCGUCUCGUACUACCGCCCCCGGGAGGAGGAGGCCGUCCCGCACCCCUUGGCCCUGACCCACAAGAUGGGGUGGCUGCAGCUCCUAGGGAGGAUGUUUGUGCUCAUCUGGGCCAUGUGCAUCUCUGUAAAAGAGGGCAUUGCCAUCUUCCUGCUGAGACCCUCGGAUCUGCAGUCCAUCCUCUCAGAUGCCUGGUUCCACUUUGUCUUUUUUGUCCAAGCUGUGCUUGUGAUACUGUCUGUCUUCUUGUACUUGUUUGCCUACAAAGAGUACCUCGCCUGCCUCGUGCUGGCCAUGGCCCUGGGCUGGGCGAACAUGCUCUACUAUACGCGGGGUUUCCAGUCCAUGGGCAUGUACAGCGUCAUGAUCCAGAAGGUCAUUUUGCAUGAUGUUCUGAAGUUCUUGUUCGUAUAUAUCGUGUUUUUGCUUGGAUUUGGAGUAGCCUUGGCCUCGCUGAUCGAGAAGUGUCCCAAAGACAACAAGGACUGCAGCUCCUACGGCAGUUUCAGCGACGCAGUGCUGGAACUCUUCAAGCUCACCAUAGGCCUGGGUGACCUGAACAUCCAGCAGAACUCCAAGUAUCCCAUUCUCUUUCUGUUCCUGCUCAUCACCUAUGUCAUCCUCACCUUUGUCCUGCUCCUCAACAUGCUCAUUGCUCUGAUGGGCGAGACUGUGGAGAACGUCUCCAAGGAGAGCGAACGCAUCUGGCGCCUGCAGAGAGCCAGGACCAUCUUGGAGUUUGAGAAAAUGUUACCAGAAUGGCUGAGGAGCAGAUUCCGGAUGGGAGAGCUGUGCAAAGUGGCCGAGGAUGAUUUCCGACUGUGUUUGCGGAUCAAUGAGGUGAAGUGGACUGAAUGGAAGACGCACGUCUCCUUCCUUAACGAAGACCCGGGGCCUGUAAGACGAACAGCAGAUUUCAACAAAAUCCAAGAUUCUUCCAGGAACAACAGCAAAACCACUCUCAAUGCAUUUGAAGAAAUAGAGGAAUUCCCGGAAACGUCGGUGUAGAAGCGGAACCCAGAGCUGGUGUGCGCGUGCGCUGUCU
Pan troglodytes (chimpanzee) is the source of this 2619-nucleotide messenger RNA. It is a transcript of the gene TRPV3, whose product is annotated as transient receptor potential cation channel subfamily V member 3. The coding region runs from base 66 to 2582 and encodes 838 amino acids. NCBI's taxonomy places the organism in Eukaryota, Metazoa, Chordata, Mammalia, Primates, Hominidae. The transcript has 18 exons. Gene Ontology annotation, molecular function: protein binding; calcium channel activity. Gene Ontology annotation, biological process: osmosensory signaling pathway; calcium ion import across plasma membrane; actin filament organization. The record is from RefSeq and is a predicted model, not a curated record. Gene Ontology annotation, cellular component: cilium; plasma membrane.